Molecule: messenger RNA, 2841 nt
Organism: Rhizophagus irregularis DAOM 181602=DAOM 197198
Lineage: Eukaryota; Fungi; Glomeromycota; Glomeromycetes; Glomerales; Glomeraceae
Biological process (GO): monoatomic cation transport; copper ion homeostasis
Cellular component (GO): membrane
Molecular function (GO): ATP binding; ATP hydrolysis activity; P-type divalent copper transporter activity
Source: RefSeq, a predicted model, not a curated record
AUGGACGAGAAAAUAUCAAAGGCAAACUUCUCUUUGUCAGGUUUAACUUGUGCAAGUUGUGUCCUUUCUACUGAAAACACAUUAAAAAAACUUUCAGGUUUAAAUCCCACUACAAUUAACGUCAAUUUAUUAACGAGUAAUGCUAUUUUUGAAUUCGAUGAAAAUGUAAUAAAACCCGAACAAAUUAAACAAGCUAUAAUUAACUCAGGUUUUAACGUCGAAAAUAUUAAAAUUGAAAAAAAGUACAUUGAUCCUUCCAAUCCGAGAAAAGCCCUUAAUGAGGAACUCAAUAUUUCAUCUCAAGAAGGCGAAACUUCAUUCCAUGAUACAAUUACAAAAUUAGCUGUUAGUGGUAUGACUUGUGCUUCCUGUGUAAGCUCAGUUCAAUACUCUCUAGAAUCGGUACCAGGCGUAGAAUACGCUCAUGUUAAUUUACUUACUGGUGAAGCAAGUAUAAAACACGAUUUAAAUAAGAUUGGUCCACGUGAUCUUAUAAAAAUUAUUGAAGAAAGUGGUUUUGGUGCUGAACUUAUUAAGAGGGAUAGAUCUGAUAAUAAUGGAAAUUCAAUUCGACGUCGUGCUGAAAAAUAUCAAAAACUUCUUCGUAACAGAUUUUUGGCCUCAUUAUGUUUCUCUAUCCCAACAGCUUUAAUUUCAAUGGUAUUCAUGAUGAUAUAUCAUAAUCCUGUAAUUUCACAUCAGAUCAUCCCCGGUUUGGAAGUCGGAACCAUAAUUUUGUUCGCUCUUGCUACUCCUGUUCAAUUUGUACUUGGUUAUCCUUUUUAUUUAAAAGGUAUUCGUUCAGUAUGGUAUUCUCGUCAAGCAAAUAUGGAUACUUUGGUAGCGAUUGGAACCACUGUUGCAUAUUGUGGCUCAAUUUUAAAUGUUUUGAUCCCAAUUCUUCGAAAAUCUGAAGAACCUGGUUAUCAAUUCUUUGAAACUAGCGUCUUUCUUAUCACUUUUAUUUGGCUUGGAAGAUGGAUGGAAGCUAAAGUGAAGGGUAAAACUUUUGAAACGAUAACUAAACUUAUGGAAUUACAACCGGAAAAAGCUAUUCUUAUCACUCUUGGUUAUGAUGAAAACAAACAAGAAGUUAUUGACGAAAAAGAAAUUGAUAUGGAUCUCGUUCAAGUUAAUGAUAUUCUUAAAGUGAACCCUGGAGCAAAAAUCCCAUGCGAUGGCAAGAUAUUCCGAGGUACCACAUCUUUGGACGAAUCAAUGUUAACAGGCGAAUCUAUACCCGUGACGAAAGGAGUUGAUGACGAAGUUAUAUCCGCAACAGUAAAUUUGUCAUCAAUGAUUUGGAUAAAAGCGACACGUGUUGGUUCUGAUACAACACUUUCACGUAUUAUUGAACUAGUACAAACGGCUCAAUCAAGUAAAAAGGCACCAAUUGAAGCAUUAGCUGAUAAAAUUGCACAAGUAUUUGUUCCGGUCGUUAUAUCAAUAGCAAUUCUUGAUUUCAUUAUAUGGGUAUCUCUUGGUGCUGCCGGUAAGAUUCCAAAUGAUUGGAUACCCAAUAAUGAACCAUAUCAAACAUUUUCUUUAUUCUUUGCUAUAUCUGUAAUGGUUAUUGCAUGUCCUUGUGCCAUGGGUUUAGCCUCUCCCACUGCUAUUAUGGUUGGAACUGGUCUUGCAGCUCGAUUUGGUAUUUUGAUAAAAGGUGGUGGUGAAGCUAUUGAAACAACUUUUCGACUUGAUACUAUCGCAUUUGACAAAACUGGAACAUUGACCUAUGGAAAACCAAAAGUCGUUUGUUCAAAAUUUCUUGGAAAAGAAUCACAAGAUGUAAGUAAAGUUCGUGAUUUAUAUCUUCAAAUCAUUGGAACUGUUGAAUCUUCAAGUGAUCAUCCAUUGGCCAAAGCUGUCGCUCAGUUUGCUUCCUCGAAAAUUAAAUUUUCAAAUAAUGUCAUAUUGAAAAGUGUGACCGAAUUUCCUGGAAAAGGGCUUCGAGCUGAAGUGGAAAUUAAUGAUCCUCUUGCAUGUGAAUUAUUACCUACCAAAAAUCCUGGUUCAACAUUUAAUGUAUUUAUUGGUAAUGAAAGGUGGCUUAAAAAGAAUAGAUGCGUUUAUCCUUCUCUUAGUGAAAACAUAAUAUCUUCAAAUGUUGCAAAAUGGAAAAACUCCGGUUAUUCAAUAGUUCUUGUUGGAUUAUCAUUUUUUGAAUCAUCCAAUGGUUAUAUUCUUGCGCAAAUGGGAAUUGCUGACACUCCAAGACCAGAUGCUGCCAAAACCGUUUCCGAAUUAAUUGCUCGUGGAAUUGAAGUUUGGAUGAUUACAGGAGAUAAUCCUAUAACGGCUAAGGCUAUUGCUAAAAAACUUGGAAUCGAGAAUGUUCUAGCCGAAGUAACACCUGAAAUGAAAGCAGAGAAAAUUAAAUGGUUACAACGCAAAGGACGCCCAUUAAAAAAAUCAAAUAUAUUUACUACAUUUUUUACUCCCAAAUUUGAUAUUGAAAUAACGAGAAGAGCUGUAGUUGCAAUGAUUGGUGAUGGUAUUAAUGAUUCACCUGCUCUCGCACAAUCAGAUUUACCAAUAUCAGUAGCAAGUGCUACAGAUGUCGCUAUAGAAUCGGCUUCUAUUAUUUUGACAAGAUCAACUUUAAGUUCUUUAAUUACGUUAAUAGCACUUUCUAAAGCUAUAAUAUGGAGGAUCAGAUAUAAUUUCUUAUGGGCUUAUAUUUACAAUUCUUUAGCGAUACCUAUUGCAGCCGGUGUUUUCUUUCCUGCAUUUAAAUAUAGUCUUAGACCUGAACUUGCUAGUUUAUCAAUGGCAGUUAGUUCUAUUAGUGUAGUAUUAAGUAGUUUAUGGUUGAAAAGAUUUAAAGAACCUAAAAAAUAA